Molecule: messenger RNA, 4000 nt
Organism: Cydia pomonella (codling moth)
Lineage: Eukaryota; Metazoa; Arthropoda; Insecta; Lepidoptera; Tortricidae
Gene: Spt-I
Product: serine palmitoyltransferase 1
Exons: 6
Coding region: 143-1501 (452 amino acids)
Biological process (GO): sphingosine biosynthetic process; ceramide biosynthetic process
Cellular component (GO): endoplasmic reticulum
Molecular function (GO): pyridoxal phosphate binding; serine C-palmitoyltransferase activity
Source: RefSeq, a predicted model, not a curated record
CAGUCAAUUGAAUCGUGUGUGCUUGCGGUGGCGAACGGUGCUGCGAUUUUGAUUAAUUUUACUUCUUAUAAUAAUAUCUUGUUCAGAAUUUACGUAUUAAUUGAAGUUCCGUUGUACAACACUUUACUUUUUCAAAUACAAUAUGAUCCUCAAUGAUAUAUCUAACAUGGCCGGUUGGUGGACGUUCCUGAUCGCCCUCAAAAUACUCCUCGCCUCCACAUACUUCUUCUUUGCUAAGAAACCAAAAAAGUACUCUCCGCACACUGAUGCUUUAGCAACUGGCAAUUAUACUCCAUGGAAGACAUUACCGUUGGUAGAACACGACGUGACGGUAGAAGAGUCUCCAAUCAUGGGCAAAAUUGAUGAUAACUGUUUAAAUGUUGGUGCUACUAGUUUCCUAUGCUUCGAUAAGGAGGAAUCUAUAAUGGAAAAUGCAAUAAAAUGUUUGCACAAGUAUGGAGUUGGUUCCUGCGGUCCCAGAGGCUUCUAUGGUACGAUAGACGUGCAUUUAGAGCUGGAGGAGAGACUAGCCAAGUUCCUGGAAGUGGAAGAGACGUGUGUGUAUUCAUAUGGGUUCUCUACAAUUGCUAGUGCUAUACCGGCAUAUGCUAAAAAACAGGAUAUUAUUUUUGCUGAUGAAAAAGUCUGGUUUGCAAUCCAAAAAGGUUUUGACGCAGCCCGUAGCACCAUUCGCUACUACAAACACAAUGACAUGCAGCAUUUAGAAGCGCUGCUAACUGAAGCCAAAGAGAAGAAGCAGUUGAGUGCCCGGAGACGAGCAUUCCUCGUAACGGAAGCUGUGUUCUUCAAUACUGGAGAAAUGUGCCCGCUUUGGCAAGUGGUCGCUUUGGCACGGAAGUUCAAGUUGAGGAUUAUUUUGGAUGAGAGCUUGAGUAUUGGGGUACUAGGCAAAAACGGUCGUGGUCUGACCGAACACCUUAACGUGCCCCGCGACGAGGUGGACCUCAUCGUUGGGUCCUUAGAGCAUUCGUUCGCCAGCGUCGGGGGCUUCUGUGCUGGCUCGCACUUCAUCGUGGAGCACCAGCGUCUCUCCGGCCUAGGCUACUGCUUCAGCGCGUCUCUUCCUCCGAUGUUAACGCAAGCCGCCAUCUCCGGGCUCGACAUCUUGGAAUCCAGGCCCGAGAUCCUCACAGAACUCGAGGAGAGCUCCAAAAAAUUGGACAAGGCGCUCUCAAAACUCAAACACUUCACAUUCCGCGGCCACGCCCUCUCGCCCAUCAAGCACGUUUACCUCAAAAAGGACCUCACGGACCGCCUUAAACACAGCUACCUCAAAAACAUCAUGAACUACUGCCUCGAAAAAGGUGUUGCUUUCUCCGUAGCGGCUUACCUAAGGGAUGUGGAGCACAGUUGUCCGGAACCUUCUAUACGUUUGGCUUCGAGUAGGAAGCUUAAUGAUGAGAAUAUAAGGUUGUUGUGCGAGUUGUUGGACGAGGCGUAUGAGAAGGUCGGGCCGCAGCCGGAGCUGAUGGCGCUGUAGAGGUGACUUUAUUUGGGGAGGGGAAAAUAUAACAGUACAUUUUACGACAUGCUGUGCAUUCGUGAUGAAUUUGGAAUAACUUAACCUUUAACAAACAAGAGACGACUUUAAAAACAUUGUGAUGUUAUUCAUCAGCAAUGGGGUUAACCGGACAUUUUUCAGAUGGCGUCAGUAUAGGUUUCCUUGUCAAUCUGUCAAAUGCACAAAUCAAAGGUGCCUAUAAUAUCUGAACUCCCUUGAUUUUCUUCUGAAUCUGAGCAGAUUCUCACAAGGAACUUAAUUGCAAAUAAAUCAAAGUAUAAAUAAGAAAAAACCAAACCUGCUGAGCCGUCUUCGAGAACAUACUUAAAUAUUUUUGUGACAUAUAUAAAUACACGAAGACGGACAUAACGAAAGCAUAUGAGUUCUGUUUUUGCCUUUUUGGCUACGGAACCCUAAAAAUUAAAUAACGAACGAACUGAAAUCUUCCUCCGUAUCAAUCAAAAAUUGACUUGUUUUCUUCCCUGGACCACAGAAUAAAUAACAAUACGAAAGUACAGAAGGUUCACUCGCCACAGACCUAACGAAUUAGGUAACUAAGUAAGUUUUAAGGGUAAAAUGCAGAGUAAUUAACUGCAUUGACUCUUUGUUUGUUUAAGUCAACACUACUGACAGUAAUGACUACUGUGUUCAAUCAUCGAACAUAGUGGAAUGGUUUUAUUAUAAUAACAUUAAUAGCGGUUAAAAUAUCAUGAAGUAUUUUGUUUUACUAAGCACAGUAUACAAUGCAUUUAUAUGAAGUCACAAUUUAAAUAACAAUUUAACAUAAAACAGUUUUAUGCCUCCAUAUAUGGUACGAUUCAUCUUUACAAUCCGUCGUUAUAGACCGAUCGAAACGACGGAUCGAUAGUGUAUGCCAAUAUCGUUCAGGAUUUACUGAACGAAGACGAUAUCGGAAAUUGCAAUAAAAACCCGUGCAAUCAUGAAUAUCGCAACGAUAAAUCGCAAUUGUAUCCCUCAUCGUGCACCGAUCAUAAUGAUCAAUAAUUUAUUACUCCUUGUAUUUACUGGCAUUUUCGAAGCGACCGAUCGUCUCUAUUUUCGUCGGCUUGAUCGAAGCGAUUAAUCGUACCAUGUAUGGAGCCCCUAACACAUGUUCCAUAAUGGUUAAAGUUUUUACUUAAAACUAGGAGAUUAGCUAAACGUUAAGUUGUUUAUUAUUGAAGUACAUUCGAUUUUAAAGCACUACGUUAUUUACUUACACUAUUAUAUGACAUUUUAAUAGUUACAAAUACAAAUAUACCGGUAUCUAAUUAUAAAUAGGCAACAUGGUCACAAUUAUCGGUAUACCGGUAUUUCGUUUUUCACUACACAUAAAAUAGUUAUAUACUACUAAAUAUGUUUUAAGUAUUUUUCAGCAAUAUUAUGCAGAUGUCACUCAAGUAUUAAGCACUUAACUAAGUUACAUUUGUAAGUUACGCAAAGUAUGUAGAUCAUGUGCCUUUACAUAUAUUUAGCGAUUACCAAAGUAAUAUUCUAAAACCAAAGUUCCCAUUAUGCUGCAAAUGCCUAAAUUGCGUGCAUAAGUAUAAUUUUAGCAUUUUCUUUUUCUUUCGAAGUCAUGGUAAACGUUGUAGCUACGGAAUUAGAAACGGUAAAAAAAUAUAAAAAAUACCGGUAAUUUGGUAAACCGGUAAAUUACUAGUGUUUUUCAUGCAAUAAUUUUAUCGGCUGCAUUUCCUAAUUGUAGCCUUUCGGUUUUUUUUACCACAUUUGUGGUAUUUUAAUGUCUGAAGCGCAUUUCAACUUUUAACCUAUUAAAAUAACGUAACAUUUUUAAUAAAUUAAAGUAGUUACUGAAUAAUUUGGAAUAUAAUUGUAUUUUUUAUAAUUUUUUUUACGUGUAAGUACCAUUUGUCUCAAUCGAAAUAUAUUUAGAUAUAAACCUUGUCACAAUGAAGUAUGUUAACAAUAAUUAUGUUAAGGUGCUCAGUAUUAUAAAAUCACUAUUUAAUACCUGGCAUACAUAUUACUCAGAUAUAACUACUAUACAAGGUCAAAGUCAUGACCAGUACCAAGAAGAAUUAUGAUGCCAAGGACAUCUAUUGUAGUCAGCAUUAAAAAAAUAUAUAUUUGUCAUUGUUCCUUCAACAUUUUUUUAAGAUUAUACAUUUGUAUUAAAUCUCUUAUAGCAAGCAAUGACAGCAGGUUAUUGUUAUUCUAACUUACAAUCAAGUUUCUAUGGAUAUUCCUAAACAAAGUCAUCAGAUGUCAUAAAUAAGAAUAUAACAUAUUGCUAAAUACAUAUGUAAAAGAAUACAGAACCAAAUUAUAUAAAAGUAGGUACCUAUAUAAUAUGUGUGCCAGUCAACAAGAGCGCAAAUCGGCCUAAAUAUUAUAACAAUGUUAAAAUUAAUUGUUUGAAGUACGUUAUGUAGAUCAACAUAAUAAGAUUAAUAAGUACAUUAUUGCACAUCGCUUGUUAUAUUAUUUUUUAAUAAAUGCUUUAUCAAUUUCUAA